AUGUUCUUUCCUUUUGCAGCGGACGUAACAUAUACCUCAACAGCUGACCGGCUUAUGGAAUUUUUCCUGGUUCUUACCGAUAUCAAAUUUGAUUCUGUCGAUUGCCAUAAGCGAGAAAACGAUCAGCCACCGAAUAUUCUUUCACAAGAUCGUGCCCUUAUUUCAAGCCUUUCACUGAAAGCCGCUCAAAUCCAAAUACUUGAAGGCGAAGCUACAAUAGCAACGUACCAAAAACGUGUCGCAUCAGAAAAAGAAAUUAUCGUCUUGCUGAAUGCUGAAUUAGAUCAGACUAGAGCUGAUAGACUUACUUUACUUCACAACAACCAAGUUCAAUUUGUUUUGAGCAAAGGGUUGGUAGAAAUUCCAUUGACAGGAGAUUUGUAUACCGACUUUGUUGAUGCUAUUUUGUUACCGAAAUCAGAGAUCUAUUAUGUAAAUAGUCUUAUUGUGAAAGCAGGUAAAUUAAAAUUGAAAACAAUUCAACAGAAUAUGAAAUUUCGACGAACAGUAAUGGUUACUGAAUGGAAACACAUGAAACUGCGAAUGCUUAUCAACGAUUAUAUAGAAGAGAUAAAGGAUAUUGAAGCUGUUAAAUUUACAAAACAAAUGCAAGAUUAUUUAAAACACAAAACAGAGGGUCGUCAAGCCAAUGUGGAAUCCUACGAGCUAGAAAUGGAAUUGCUCUCGAUUGUUUAUGGAAAUGAAAUUAAAGAUAAAAAAGAAAAGGCUCACAAGCUGGACCAACAGUUGGAAAUGUAUAAAGAGAGCAAUAAGGAAUUGGAUACAAAAAUUAAAGAUGUGAAUAUUCAAAUUUCUUCUUAUAGGCUUGAGAAAGAUUAUGAGGUUGAGGCAAAGGAAAGAGAAAUUCUUCAAGCAAGCAGUCCAUUACACGAUACAUGGUCCUUCGAGCCGGAUACUAGGCGAAAAUACGACGAAGAAAUACGAAAAAUCAUUGAAAAUACGACGAAGAAAUACGAAAAAUCAUUGAAAGUCAUUGGAUGGACUUGUGGUGAAGUUCAGCAAUUAAAAAAUCGUGUGCAGUUGCAAGAUAUAUAG
Messenger RNA from Ceutorhynchus assimilis (cabbage seed weevil), 1056 nucleotides. NCBI's taxonomy places the organism in Eukaryota, Metazoa, Arthropoda, Insecta, Coleoptera, Curculionidae. The record is from the annotation of a GenBank genome assembly.